Molecule: messenger RNA, 2526 nt
Organism: Gavialis gangeticus (Gharial)
Lineage: Eukaryota; Metazoa; Chordata; Crocodylia; Gavialidae
Gene: FAM78A
Product: family with sequence similarity 78 member A
Exons: 2
Coding region: 399-1193 (264 amino acids)
Source: RefSeq, a predicted model, not a curated record
CCGGCGGGGCCCGCUGAGUGACAGAGCGGCUGAGAAAAAGGACUAAAUAUAUCCUCGAAAAAAACCCGAGCCCGGCUAUUUAGCCAGCUCAAGACUCCCCCCGCCCCCGCCCCUGCAUCCACAGCCCGGGGAGAGCAGCGCGCUGUUUCAUGUGGCGUUUGCAAAGGAGAACUGAAAGGACGCCCUUUUGCUUCCGAAAUCCAGGCGGGGAGCAGCCCCGGGGCGGCCGGGAUUGACGCCGAGGCUUUCCCCGCCGCCUUGUCUAUCCUAUGGAUAUCGGCGCUGAGAGCCGGCCCCGGGGAGAGGAGAUCUGUACUUGAUCCAGCACCAUAUCAUUUCAAUGCCUCAUCUCGCCCAGGAUUGCCGGAGCAUCCUAGGUAUCGCUCGAGUUGUAUGCCAUGGGCUGUAUUCAGAGCAUUAGCUGCAAAUCCAAAGUUUUCCGGGAAAGCAUCGCGGUGAUUGAAGUCAAAGCGUCCAUCGACCCCGUCCCCACCAACAUCGACGAGUCGUCCAGCGUGGUUCUGCGGUACCGGACGCCCCACUUCCGAGCCUCUGCCCAGGUGCUGAUACCUCCCAUCCCCAAGAAAGAGACCUGGAUUGUAGGCUGGAUUCAGGCAUGCAGCCACAUGGAGUUUUACAAUCAUUAUGGAGAGCAGGGCAUGUCGAGCUGGGAGCUCCCGGACCUGCUGGAUGGCAAGAUCCAGGCCAUAAGCGACUCAGACGGUGUGAACUACCCCUGGUACGGAAACACCACGGAGACCUGUACCAUUGUGGGUCCGACAAGGAAGGAGUCCAAGUUCAACAUCAGCAUGAACGACAACUUCUACCCGAGCGUCACAUGGGCCGUGCCCGUGAGCGAGAGCAAUGUGACAAAACUCACGAGCAUCUACCGGGAUCAGAGCUUCACCACCUGGCUGGUGGCCAUGAACACGACCACCAACGAGACGGUCACCCUGCAGACGAUCAAGUGGCACAUGAAGCUGGGCAUCGAGGUGAAUCCCAGCAGACCCCUGGGGCAGCGUGCCAAGCUGCAGGAGCCCUCUGCUCAAGAGCAGCCCCAGGUCCUUAGCAGGAACGAGCCAAUACCACCCAGUGCCCUUGUCAAGCCCAAUGCCAAUGAUGCUCAGGUACUCAUGUGGAGGCCAAAGGACGGACCACCGCUGGUGGUGAUACCUCCAAAACAUCGGUCCUAGCAGCCUGGCGUUGUGGCACCAGAAGGGAGAACAGAACCACUUCUAUUUUAAACGUGUACGCAUAUAACCUAAGCAAAACCAAGAUGCACUUUGUAUUCAUUCAACAGAAAUGCAACCAUUCUACCUUCUCCCAUUGGGACGGAUCUCACUGUGCUAAAGCUAGAGAGGAGACCCCUGCUGAAGGGUCUGUCUCGUCACUGGAUUUCUACAGGAAGAAACCAACUGGACUUUAUUUCCAGGCCCGUAGCUUUCUUUUCUUCCCUCUUUUCAUUACCGUUUGAACUUCAGUGUCAUUAGCUCACCCAGAUUGUCCAGAACAAAAGAAGAUUUUUAUUUUAGUUCAUUUGGUAGAAAGAGCUUUUUUUUUGCCCCCCCACACCCUGCCCUCUUUUGUGGAGAAUGAAGCAAGCUCCUGGAGCACAAAGCCGACUAUUUAUUUAUGAGGAGGAUUAUUUUUUAAAGUUAUAAAAGGUUCCGAGUUGCAAACCCAAGUCAUGCGGCCUUAUGUAGACUUUGCUUUGCAUUGCCAAAUUUUUGCCUUAAAGCUAUGUUUGAAAGAAAACCAACAAAACAGACAAGCAACAACAAAAAAAACCCCAACCAACCCCACCAGGCAGAAUCUCUUUUCUACAGAGUUUCAGGGGGGGGCAGGGAGACACGUUGGAACAAGGGGUAGAUGGUCCAUAGGUCAAAGGGAGAGGGGGAAAGGGUACGAUCGUGGCAGACACAUGAUUCAGAUGAAAACCUUCCUGAUUUUAUGUAUGGAUCAAGGAAGCCUGGAAAUAAACCCUGCUCAAAAGCCAUUGUUUUCCUCCAGUAGCAGAAAGGGAGCUUAUGUUUUGCACAGGGUUGCAACGCAAGUACCAAAGCUUGUACAGACAUGGCUAUGGGUGCGAGGUGCUGGGUUUCUCCCUGCUUGGUAGAAAGUUAGUCCAGGCCUUAUACUGCUUACGCCAUCCAGUCAGCCCCUCUCAGCAUUAGAAGAGGGAGCCAUCGAACGGGUGGGGACAACGGAGACGGGACACUCGACGGGGAAGACGGGGUUGUUCAGCCUGGUCUGUCUUGAGUGGAUGAAAACGUAGGGCUCCCUUGCGAGCCUGCCGGCUGUGUCUUUCAUGGCAGAGCAGCGGAGGGGUCACACACGUGCUGCAAGGGAUGCGGGGUCCCUUUCUGCCAUCAUUUACUCCUGGCAAAAGGGCAGUAAGAGGAGCAGGGGUGGAAGGAUCCUUCUGAAGUCAUUCGAGCUGCACGGCUAUAAACAAGGGCAGAUUUUACCUAUUAGCAUCUAUCUGGCAAUGUCCAUAAUUCAGGAAAAGCCUUAUCUCUAAAAAAC